Messenger RNA from Chlamydomonas reinhardtii, 3902 nucleotides. RefSeq lists its product as uncharacterized. The coding region runs from base 73 to 3048 and encodes 991 amino acids. Gene Ontology annotation, cellular component: nucleus. Gene Ontology annotation, molecular function: transcription cis-regulatory region binding. Gene Ontology annotation, biological process: regulation of transcription by RNA polymerase II. The transcript has 2 exons. Lineage: Eukaryota; Viridiplantae; Chlorophyta; Chlorophyceae; Chlamydomonadales; Chlamydomonadaceae. The record is from RefSeq and is a predicted model, not a curated record.
GUAGAUUUUGACUUGUAUACAUAUUCAGUUUGUCUUGUUUUACAUGCUAUACUAAAGCGCCCGCGGGGCAGGAUGCUGCUCGGGCUUGGCAGCUUGAGCCCUCACCUUGGGACCGCCUUUGCCGCUAGAUCUUCACGCUGCCCCCAACGCUGUUGCGCUCUAGUUAGCUCUCCGGGGCCCCACCAGUAUCCGCAGGCCGCGCGGACAGCCGCCCGGACCAGCGACCCUGAGGUUUACCAGGCUGAGGUCGUCUCUGCGUCGGGGGCUCACAUUGGCAGCUUGUUUCAGCUGCUGGGCGAGGAGCACAAUGUUGAGUGUUCUCUACAAGCUCAAGUAAACGAGCGAUUAAGGAAGGCCGGGUCCUGGGAGGAGCUGAACGCGCUGCUGGGUGCCAACUGGGGCGUGCUCGACUUCGUGAAUGUCAGCACAGCCUGGACGCGCUUGGCUACAUUAUAUGGAGGGCAUGGCGAGGAAACAGCGCGGCAGCCUGGGGAUGCAGUGCCGAACGCGCACAACGCAGCGUUUCGGCACUUUGUCGCGCAGCUUAUCGAGCUGACAGCGCAGCACCUGGAGUACUUUGGCGUGCAGGCGCUGUCAAACGUGAUGUGGGCGAUGAGCAACGCCGACUGGCACCUGGACCAGCACGAGCCCGCGCUGGGCGACCUGGUGACGUCGUGGUGCCGCGCCGUGCGCCACCGCGUGGCCGAGCUGCGCGCCCCCGACGUCUCCAACAUCUCCACCGCGAUCGGCCGCCUGGACGACCGCUGGCGGCCCGACUUCGUCGUGGAGUUCUACCGCGCCGUGCUGCACGACGACGCGCUGCUGAACUCGCUGGACAUCCGCACCCUCAACAACCUGUUGUACGGCCUAUCGCGCGCGCACCGCAAGGGGCUGACCAGCGUGGGCCCCGCCACACGCAAGCGGCUGGAGCUGUGUGUGACGCGGCUGCUGGAGCAGCACCCCGAGGCCGCGCCCUACCUGCAGCAGCAGCAGCUCUGGCGGCAGCGGCGCCUUGCGGAGUUGCAGGCGCAGCAGCAGCAGCAGCAGCAGCAGCAGGCACAGCAGGAGCAGGCGGCCGGGGUAGCGGCGGAGGCGGAGGCGGGCAGGGCGCAGCAAGGGCCGGAGGACCAGCAGCAGCCGCAGCAGCAGCAGGAGGAAGAGGACGAGGAGGACGGUAUCUCGGGUGGGAACGGGCGGACGCACCACUACCACCACCACCACCACCAUCACCAGCAGCAGCAGCAGCAGCAGCAGCAGCAACACGGGCAAGAGCCGGCGGUGCAGCGGCAUGCAGGGCUCAACGGCGCCCCCGGCAGCGACCAUAGAGCGGGCUCAGUGCCGGGGCGGGGGCCAGGGCUUGGGCAGGGGCCGGGGUUAAGGACGGGCGCAGCCGCUCUGCCCGACCCAGAUCCUGCUUCGCCUGCAUCGCCGGGUGGCUCGCUGGGUGGCGGCCGCGCUGGCGUGGUGGCCCUGACGCCGUGGCGUGCCGCGCAGCUACUGGUGAACUGCCACAAGCUGGGCGUGCGGCUGAGCACCCCCGCCUACGCCGCACUCAUGAAACUGGUGGCGCCCGCAUACACGACAGAGGCGCCUGCGCAACAGCAGGCGCGGCAAUCGCAACAGCCGCAGCAGCGGCAGGAACAACAGCAGCAGCUGGCGCGUGAGGCGGCCAACGGCGACGGCGCCGCGUCUGGCGACUGCGCCUUUAGCGCAGACGACGACGGCAGCAGCGGCGCUGCUCCCUGCUCGCCCGCCUCCUCCCCUGCCUCCUCCCCUGCCUCCUCCCCUGCCGCCUCGCCACCGCCACAGCAGAUGCUGCCGCGCCAGGGCGGGCCGCUGGACCGCUGGACCUUCAGCUACGUGACGGCGCUGGUGGACGCGCACCGCCGCGUGCGGCCCUCGCUGCGGCCCAACCUGUGCCCGCUGUACGGCUACGUGGAGGGCCGCCUGGGCGAGGCCACCACCAGCCAGCUGGCCAUGCUGGCGCACGCCUUUGCGGAGAUGGGCUACCCGCCGCGCCCGGCCUUCUGGGGCACCGUCUUCGUGCGGUACAUGGCGGAGGCGGCGGCAGGCUCGGCGGCGGCAGGCUCGGCGGCGGCAGGCUCGGCAGCAGGCUCGGCGGCGGCAGGCUCUGUGUCGGGUUUGGUGUCGGUGGCCUCGCCCGGGGCUUCGGUGAUGGGAAGCAUGGACGGUGCGGAGGUUGCGGAGGGCGCGGGUGUGAUUGUGGGUGCGGGUGCAGCCGGUGUUGCGGUUGCGGUUCGAGUGGCGAGUGGUGAGGCCGCGGCGGCAGGCAGCUUGGCGGGCCGCGUGUUGGUUGGGGUUCGCCCCCUAGACAGCAUGGACGGCGAGAACGCUGCUGGGUCGGUGGCGGCGGCAGCGGCGGCGGCGGGCGACGGCGUGCGUGCCAGCUCGCCGACACGAGGGCGCCACCGGAUGGCAGCACGGCCAGCGCCGGAGCCGGCAUCCGGCAGCUUGGCACCUGGGCUGCAGCCGCAGCCCACGGGCGCGCCGACGGACGCAGUGACGGUGCAGCUAGGCUCGUCCACCCUGCCAGUGGUGCAGCGGCCGGUGCGGCCAACGCCGCCGCGUCGGCACCCGCAGCAGCAGCCGUCGCAGCAGCAUCGCGGUGACGCCGGCUGCUGGCCGCGGCAGCACCCCACCCUGACUGAGCCGCCGCCGCCGCCGCCCGUGCCUGCCGCCUCGCCGGCGUCCUGCCGGCCCGCGCCCCCCGCGCCGGCGGCAGACGAUCUGGCGCACCCGCGCACGCUGCACUUCGUGUGCUGGCAGGCCGCCAAGAGCGGCAUCCUGCCGCCGCGCGGCUUCCUGCGGCUGUAUGUGGAGCGCGUGCCGUCGUGGCUGCGCCGCCGCGCGAGUGAUGUGGAGCUGGCGCAGGCGGUGGAGACGCUGCAGCUACUGCGCUGGGUGCCGCGGCAGGAGCUCGGCGAGGCGCUGGGCGAGGCGCUGGAGCGGCGCGCGCCCGCCUCCAAGCUGCCGCUGCGACGCAUGGUGCGCUGGCUGCGCAAGCAGCAACAGCAGCAGCAACAAUAGUAGCGGGAGCGGGAGCAGCAACGGCAGCAGCAGCAGCAACAGCAGAACGGUAGCAGGGCCGGCAGUGAGGGUAGGCUGGAGUGUGGGCGCGCAAGUGCAAGAGGGGACUGAGGUGGCGCAAGUGGGGAGGGGGACGCUCUGUACGGGUACGCGGCGUGGUUGCGUGCCGGGCCUGUGGUGGUGGUUGUGCAGGGCGCGCGGAAGGCGAGAGGGAAUGCGAGCACUGAUGUCUGGGCGGGAUGGAUGGACUGCAGCGCAUUGUGCUUGUUGGAGGUGUACAUCGAGCCAUGCAAGUAGCUUGGAAGCUUCAGUUGUGAGAGUCAGAGAGGUAGAGCAGACCGGAUGUCUGCUGCGUGUACCGCAGUCGGGGUCAGCUGUCGCAAUAUCGCAUCUAGCAACAUUAGUCGAUCAGGUCUGUGGCAGCAGAGCAGUUACUCGUGAUUUUAUAUCAGAGCAGAUGCAGCAAGCAGGCAGCGUAGAGUGGUAGGAGGGGUGUCAGGUUUCAUGUUUGGAGCGGCACCUCAUGUGUGGAUGCAGGAACCCUUCAUGCGUGGGUUUUGCAGAGGCUUUACGACACGGGAAAGUCCCAUCGCAUCAUGGGCGAGACGCCUGGGCUGAGCGGCGGGUUAGACACAUCUGGAAUACGGCCGGGGCGAUAAUGCGGCAGUGGGCGGGUACGGAUGAAGGCGUUGCCGGGAAGGCCUCAGGAAGUGGCGCGAAGUGGCGCGAGAUGCGGACAAGCGAGGCGUUGGCAACCGCGGAGGAGGCGUCAUCGGGUGUUUAAGUGAGCACCGUGGGCCACGGGGGACGUGGCUGGAACGCGCAGUCGAGUAUGGAUGUAAUCAGAAUGGCUU